CUCCCACUUCGUCAGCGCACUCUUUGGGCUCUUUAUUUCGUUCCUUCGAGCUGUUAGCGUCAGAAUUGUUCACACCCGGCGUUUGUUAUGGCAGCAAUUUUGUUAUUUUCAACAACAUUUUGACGGAUUCAGCAUCGUUGUCUAGUGCUUUAUCUGUUCAAAGGGGGAAAACUCGCGUCUCUACUGUCUUGGUUUGUCUUAUGUUAGCUAAUGUUGAGUAAGCUAAUGUUAAAAUCGGUAACAUGUGCUUACGUCAGCAAACGUAAUCAGCAAAUAGCGUCGCCCCUUAAGUUUACAAUUUGAUGGGGUGUUUUCUUUUUAGUUAUCUGGAUGUCGUUUUGGUGGCACUAAACCACGGGCUGUUUUGUAAGCUAAAGGCUAACAGUAGCACUCUUGGUUGAGUUUUGAACAGUUCACUAGUUUACAUCGUCUGCUGGCAAAAUGAUGGACUUCGACAAUAUACUGGACAUCGCCUCGCAAAACCAGGGCCUCGGCAAUGUACAGCAGAAGAGGUACAGUUUACAGACUGGACCACCCAAAAAAGUUCCGAGGACGGGUGGUGUAAAUCCUGCUGCUGUGCAAGCGCUGCUGAAGAAGCAACACAUUGAACAUAAGAAGAAAGAAAUAAAAAUGAAGAAAGAGAAAGAGGAACUACUUGCCAAGAGGGUCGAGCUGAAGUCAGACCGUAAGGCCCGAGCCAUGGCUUCCAGAACUAAGGACAAUUUCAGAGGUUACAAUGGCAUCCCGGUGGUAGAGCUUCCUAAGAAGAGGAGAACAAAACAAGAAAUGGAGGAAGAAAAAUCAAUGAACCAUGAAAGCUUUAGGAAUAACUCUAUUGAUCCAGAGGACGAUGAAGAUAAUUAUGAGUAUGAACAGUCAGAUUCAGAGCCUGAGCAGGAGCCAGAGCCCCUGAGACCUGUGAAAACAACAGGUGGAAGUGGGAGUGGUAGUAGUAAUGGUAAAGCCUCUAAGAAAUCCAGUGGGCCCCCAAAGGGUGCUCCAGCGCCUUUGAACUUUGCAGAGUUAUUGAAAUUAGCGGAGAAGAAGCAAUUUGAGCCAGUUGAGUUAAAACCCAAGUCUGUGAAAAAGGAAGAGAGGCUCCGCACAGCCGAUGAGAUACGGGAACUAGAGAUGGAGCGCAGGGUUAAGAGGCCAGAAAAAGAAAAAUACUCAAAAGCAGAGCAAGAAAGAGAUCGCAAAUCUCAGUUUAGCUCAGGUUCGUCAAGACAAGGCAUUUCAGAGAAAGAGCAGAAGAACUACAAACCACAAAAGAACUCCACAGAAAAGCCAAGUCAGCCCAGUGGGUCAGUAAAGAAGUCAAACCAAAUAAACAACAGCAAUAAAGGCCACUCUUCCUCCAAGCCCUCUGUGAGCGACAGAGACAGAGAGAAACCCAAGAUGUCUCACAGUGACAGAGACAGAUCCAAGACAAGCAUGUCCAGUUCAUCCGGUGCCGUAAACAGUAAAGUUCCUCAGAAAGCCACAUCUUCUCAGGUUUCAGCCAAACAGGGGGGUUCCAAGCCCCCUUUUAGCCACAAAUCCAGCACCUCAAGUGACCUUACCUUUAAAAAGGAAAGCUCGUCAUCCCUUCAUGGAAGAGCUUCAGGUAAUCCUGCGAGCAGGACCCCUGGUCCAGCUAUAACAGGCCAAAAAUCUCAACGUGGAAGCUCCCCACAGACCAGGCCCAGUCAGGGGGGCUCAUCAAAGCAGGGACCUACAUUUGGAGCCAACAGACUUGGAAAGGGAGACCCAGGAAGGCCCGGGAUGAAUUCAGCAGUUAGAUCAAAUGGGAAUCCAGCGACGAGACCUUCAUCAAGCGACCCUCCUAAGGCAGGGAGCCAACAUCAACCAAGACCUGCUGGUGUUUCACAGGCCAGGCCAGGUCCGUCUAGGCAGGGUCACCCUGGAGGUAGUGGAUCCAGACCUCCAGGGAUUGGACCUGGUCGACCUUGUAAUGGAGGACCUGCAAGACCAAAUGGAACCAUGGGAUCAGGACCUGGAAGAUCAAAGUGCACUGUGGUGUCAGAAACCAUCUCUUCCAAGAAUUUUGGAGGCCCCAGACCAGGAGCCCCUCCUCGGCCAGGCAUGCAACAAAGACCUGGGAUGGCACCUAGACCAGGAAUGCCGCCUAGACAAGGAAUGCCUCCAAGACCAGGAAUGCCACCAAGACCUAUGAUGAACAGACCACCAGGUACAAUGUUACCCCCCAUCACCUCUGCUUACAAGAGGAAAUAUGAGGAUGACGAAGACGAGUACGACUCCGAAAUGGACGAUUUUAUUGACGAUGGCGGUGAGGAGCCGGAUCUCAUUUCCAACCACAUUCGGGAGAUCUUUGGCUAUGAUCGAUCCAAAUACAAGGACGAGAGUGACUACGCACUUAAGUUCAUGGAGAGCAGCUGGAGAGAUUUGCAGAAAGAGGAGGCGAGGAGCCUGAAAAUGGCCGUGCAGGAAGAUCUGGAAGAGGAGAAGAGAGAGGAAGAGGAGUUCAAAAGGAAAGAUGUCAAGAGGAAAAAAAAAUCCUGAAGCCUCUUUUCCAUUGGGAUAAAAACAACAACACUUAACUCUUAAAGGAUGCAGCAUUGCGUCCGACAUCUUUCCAUAUGAUGCCUGGAACUGUGUUUGCUUAGGCUUCUGUUCCUCCAAAAAAUAUGCACAAACCAUUUAUGCAUCAAGUUGGACGUGAUGACAGAUCCUCACAUUUCCUGUUCUAGCAUACUUCUCCCCUACUGAAUGCAGGUUUACCCUAUCGACAGUCUCAAUUUCUUAAAGGAGUUGCAAAGAAAACCACAAGUAUGGAAGAGUGUGAUUUUUUUUUUUUUUUAUUUAAAAAAAAAAAAACAAUGACAAACCGUGUCAAUGUGCUGAUAACUAUUUUUGAACAAAAGUUGCAUAUUUUUCCAAACUCUGAUUGUAAAGUCAACAGAAUAUGCAGAAGUUAUGAUCACAUGCUGUGUCGUGUCUUUCUCCUUGACUGAAUUUGAGAAAAAACUGUUACUUAAAGGGUUUUAUUUAAUUGUUCAGUUUCUAUCUAUGCUUUUUCAAGUUUGACAAUCUGUAUUUAAUAUGCAGAACUUGGCGUCUACUGCAGAAAUGAAGACGUUAUUUUGGUUGCAAACUAAGUCAUUGAGAUAUUAUUCUAUUGGCGUUAAAUAGCGUUUAAUAUAAUUUUUAAAGAGUAAUUAAUUUUCUGAAAGUAAUUAAAUGUGUUGUCCAGAAUGUC
This is a messenger RNA of Labrus bergylta (ballan wrasse), 3220 nucleotides long. It is a transcript of the gene spty2d1, whose product is annotated as SPT2 chromatin protein domain containing 1. Gene Ontology annotation, cellular component: nucleolus. Gene Ontology annotation, biological process: nucleosome assembly; transcription by RNA polymerase I. Lineage: Eukaryota; Metazoa; Chordata; Actinopteri; Labriformes; Labridae. Gene Ontology annotation, molecular function: histone binding; DNA binding. The record is from RefSeq and is a predicted model, not a curated record.